CUCUCCUUGUGUCCUACAGGUUCAUCAAUGCCAGAAGGAGAAUAGUUCAGCCCAUGAUCGACCAGUCUAACCGUGCAGUAAAUCAAGGAGCCCCCUACACCCCAGAUGGACAACCCAUGGGGGGCUUCGUGAUGGACGGGCAGCAGCACAUGGGAAUCAGACCACCUGGACUGCAGGGCAUGCCAGGGAAUGACCUGUCUGACGACGGCACUGCGGCCUACUGGGCACCCUCACAUCAAAACCAGGACCCACCACUUCAAAACCAGGACUCCCUCCCAUAACCAGGAGCCUGCUCAGCUGCACAUGGCCCUCCCUUUGGGCCUCCCAGGCACCGCAUUCCUGGACAUCCCCCCCACCCUGCUCUGUCCCACCCAGUGAUGAUGAUGCACAGAGCCCACUGGGCCCACCACCAUGGGCCCAGCCACCCUGCCUAUGCCCCCCUGCCAGCCUCCAGUCCCUAGAUGCCCAUCGCCCAUCCCAGCAGACCCCGACCCCCUACCCCCCUUCAUCCUGAACCCUGGACUGCCUCGCCCAGUAGACUCUAAGGGAUUCCUCUUUGAAAAAUAGCGAUUGAGAGACAUUGGGUGUUUUCUCUUACCCAAGACUGAAGACAACUAAAGAGGCACCUGCUAUGUACUAUGGACUCCUAGAAAAAAAUAAAAAAGAGACUUCUUUCAGAGAACUGUACCUCCUCCAAGUCUUGACUGGGGAUGGAUUUGGACCAAGGAGAAGCCAAUGUCUGUAUAACACAGAGGUGCCCUUAAAAAUAGGAUUCCAGAAGAGAUGAGAAUGAGGGGAAAGAAAGACAGACAGAGAUUGAAAGGCAAACUAUAUCAACUCCUAAAGGGGAGGGAAGAGGAGAGAGGGGAGAUUCUGUAUACUGUUGUACAAUUACGCUGGACUCUCAAGGAGAACUGGGAAUUGAAGUAUUGUAAAUGCUAUGGUAUUGUUCUGCAUAAUAUGUUGUUUCUAAUCGUUUUUUGGGGGAAAAAAGGAUGUGAACUUCUUGUUUUUUUUUGUUUCUUUCCACACUAUGUGUGUGCUGUCUCUAUGACUUCUGACCUCUGACCUCCUCCCUAUUAAAAUCACCAUGAGUUUAAAAAGAAAAAAAUAUAUGUGAAUAAACCAAUAAUUCGAUCAACCAAUCUUCUUCCAGGCCUUUCUUUUGGAUGGGUGAAAGAUAGCCUGAGUGUCAGUGUAUUUGUGCUACCAUACCAACUCCCUGUCACUCAUUGUCAUGCGCAAACAGAUCUGGGACCAGGCUAGAGGUGAAAGAGUGGCUCACAGCUUGAGACAGACAGACAGACAGACAGACAGACAGACAGACAGACAGACAGACAGACAGACAGACAGACAGAGACAGAAUGUAUAAAGCAUUGGACAUCUCGGUAUGAUUGAGGAGUUCUGAGCCUGUUCCAGAAUUACAUUCAUGUUCUCUAUUGUAUUUAUGUCACGAGGCUGGAGUCUGCAUUGUCUGAUGCAUUCUCCCCCCAGCCCACUAUGUCUGUAGCUCUGGGGUCAAGUUUCCCCUAGGAUCAGCUUCCCAUUCCCCAAUCCUAACCUUAACCAUUAGUGUGUAAAAUGCUAAACUGACACAAGAUCAGCGUCUAGGGGGCACGGGGAAGUUUAUUGGAGAUAUUGCAUACAUUCACUUUGAUGGGAGGGAAUGUACAAACCCUGUGUGUGUGUGUGUGCGUGUGCGUGUGUGUAUUUGAUCAAUGCAUCCAUCAUUCAUUGUAUUAUGUCAAGUCAACGUUCUUGUGUUUUUCUUUUUUAUGGUUUCAUCCUGGAGAGUGUAUGUAAGUAAACAUUGUAAAUAAAUACAUUUUAUGCAAAAAACAUGGAAAAACCAUAA
Messenger RNA from Salvelinus namaycush (lake trout), 1855 nucleotides. Its product is annotated as homeobox protein Meis1-like. Lineage: Eukaryota; Metazoa; Chordata; Actinopteri; Salmoniformes; Salmonidae. Bases 54 to 281 code for a protein of 75 amino acids. The record is from RefSeq and is a predicted model, not a curated record. The transcript has 3 exons.